CCGACGCCCCCAACACCUGCGCGGGGCGCUGCGGACGCCGGCUGCGUGAUCCGUGCGCCCUCGAGGGGCUGCGAGGAGUCCAGGAUGGCUCCGGGCGGGGCAGUGGCCGGGCUCCUGCUGCUGGCGGCCACCGGCCUCGGAGGGGCGGCCGAGGGGACCGGGCUGGUCUUCAGCGACGACGUGCUGAGCUUGUUCGGUGCCAAUCGGAGCCUGUCGGCGCCGCAGCUCGGGCUCCUGCUGGAGCAGCUGGGAUCUGCGCCCCACAGGGGCGCCUUGGAGCUGGGCCAUCUGCACUUCAACCAGUGUUUAUCGGCAGAAGAGAUCUUUUCCCUUCAUGGCUUUUCAAACACCACCCUGAUCACCAGCUCAAACUUCUCUGCCAUCUGCCCAGCAGUCUUGCAGCAGUUGAACUUCCACCCCUGUGAUGCUAGGCUCAAGGGAAAAACCAAACCAAGCCUUUCAGAAGUUUGGGGCUACGGCUUCCUGUCGGUGACAAUAAUUAACUUGGCAUCUCUCCUUGGAUUGGUUUUGACUCCAUUGAUAAAGAAGGCAUAUUUUCCCAAAAUCUUGACCUAUUUUGUGGGACUGGCUAUAGGGACUCUCUUUUCUAAUGCAAUUUUCCAGCUGAUCCCAGAGGCCUUUGGAUUUAAUCCCCAAAGUGACAACUACGUUGAGAAGGCGGUUGCUAUCUUUGGUGGGUUUUACCUACUUUUCUUUUUUGAAAGAACACUCAAGAUGUUACUGAAGACAUAUGGUCAGAAUGAUCAUACUCAUUUUGGAAAUGGUGACUUUGGUCCUCAAGAAAAGGCGCAUCAACCUAAAGCCUUGCCUGCAGUCAAUGGUGUGACGUGCUAUGCCAACCCCGCUGUCACAGAGCCUAAUGGACACAUCCAUUUUGAUAGCGUCAGUGUCGUGUCUCUCCAGGAUGGGAAAAAGGAGUCAAGUUCAUGCACGUGUUUGAAGGGGCCCAAGUUGACAGAAAUCGGGACAAUUGCCUGGAUGAUAACGCUCAGUGACGCCCUUCACAACUUCAUCGACGGCCUGGCCAUUGGAGCUUCCUGCACGUUAUCUCUUCUCCAGGGACUCAGCACUUCCAUUGCAAUCCUGUGUGAGGAGUUUCCGCAUGAGCUAGGGGACUUUGUGAUCUUGCUCAAUGCGGGGAUGAGCACCCGACAAGCCCUGCUGUUCAACUUCCUGUCUGCGUGCUCCUGCUAUGUUGGGCUGGCAUUCGGCAUUUUGGUGGGCAACAAUUUUGCUCCAAAUAUUAUAUUUGCACUUGCUGGAGGCAUGUUUCUCUACAUUUCUCUGGCAGAUAUGUUUCCAGAGAUGAAUGAUAUGCUGAGAGAAAAGGUAACUGGAAGAAAAAAGGAUUUCACCUUCUUCAUGAUUCAGAAUGCUGGAAUGUUAACUGGCUUCACGGCCAUUCUGCUCAUUACCUUGUACGCAGGAGAAAUCGACCUGGAGUGAUGGGAAACCGAAGAUGGUCUUGUUCAUGAAGGCAUUUCAGAAAUUAAAAGGAAAUAUCUCCAAAGGGAUUUUUAAGCUUACCCUAUUUAGUUAAAAGAUAAUUUUGUUUUCAAGAUAAUCGAAUUACUGCUUUCAGACCAUUAUUUGUUGUUUAAAAUGUUUCAAAAGGUUUUUGGUUCCCAUCUGCAAUACUCAGUGUAUGGGUCUUCUGUAAAACUAUGUUUUUCAGUGUUUUGUGCAUACAUUAAAAUCAUCAUAAGGCAAGACACAUGUGUUCCAUAGUCAUGUAAACACCCAGACCCAGAG
Molecule: messenger RNA, 1773 nt
Organism: Dipodomys spectabilis (banner-tailed kangaroo rat)
Lineage: Eukaryota; Metazoa; Chordata; Mammalia; Rodentia; Heteromyidae
Gene: Slc39a8
Product: solute carrier family 39 member 8
Exons: 8
Coding region: 85-1467 (460 amino acids)
Biological process (GO): zinc ion import across plasma membrane; intracellular zinc ion homeostasis
Cellular component (GO): membrane
Molecular function (GO): zinc ion transmembrane transporter activity
Source: RefSeq, a predicted model, not a curated record